Messenger RNA from Komagataella phaffii GS115, 1881 nucleotides. RefSeq names its product COP9 signalosome complex subunit 2. Gene Ontology annotation, cellular component: COP9 signalosome. Gene Ontology annotation, biological process: protein deneddylation. The coding region runs from base 1 to 1881 and encodes 626 amino acids. The transcript has a single exon. Lineage: Eukaryota; Fungi; Ascomycota; Pichiomycetes; Pichiales; Pichiaceae. The record is from RefSeq and is a predicted model, not a curated record.
AUGUCUGAUUAUAGUGAUGAUUACAUGGAUAUGGACGAUGAUGAAGAGGAGUAUGAGUUCGAAUUCGAAGAUGACGAUGAAGUUGACGAGCCAGACCUCCCAACUCCUGACGCUGAAACUAGUCAGCAACCAAACUUCCCUACAAACAAAAACGAUGCAAGCACCAAGACAUUAAAGAAUAAUGAUCUUGAAAUGAUGUAUUACACAGCAAAAGCAUUAAAAGAUGAUGAUGCUAGCCAAGCUUUAAAGAGCUUUAGAGCUAUAAUUGAUUCGAAUGCUGGCCAACAUUCCACGUACGUCUUCAAGUCUAUCAAACAGAGUUUGAAGCUCGUGUACGAGCAGAGAAAUAUGCCUGCGAUGCUGGAAUUGAUCAAGCUGUUUGUCAAGGAGUCUUCAAACGUUCCUCCCAAGUAUAGGGAUGACUCCAUAAAAAAAAUGCUGGACAAUUACGAUAAACUUUCCUAUUCAAAUCCUGAAGUUUUAAGUUCCAUUUAUGAUGAAUUCCUUCAACUAAUUUCCACAGAAGAUGGCAAGUAUUCAAACGAGUCUUUAUGGCUUAAAUUGACGAUGAAAAAGGCCAACAUUUCCACUGAUCCAGAGAUCAAAAUGGCACUUAUUAGACAAAUGCAUAACGUACUAGAUGGAGCUAAUGAAACAUACAUAUACAAUAGCUAUUUAUUGGAAUGCCUUUCAAUGGAGAUGGAUACAAGUUUGGAUUCCUCUACCUCUUCAACACAAUACUCAACGUUGAGACAACUAUAUCACAAAGCUUUAUCCAUCAAUGUUGGUAUUCCACAUCCUAGGAUACUGGGGAUCGUCAAGGAAGUGGGUGGAUUGGUUUACAGUCAAUUGAAGGACUUUACCAAAGCCAGUGAGGAAUACUUGGAAAGUUUCAAAAACUAUGACGCUGCCGGAAAUCCAAAAAGGAUCCACGUUCUCAAAAAGUUAAUCGUGUCUACUAUAUUGAGCAAAAGUGAAAUUAAUCCUUUCCAGUCUAGAGAAUUUGUGUCAUUUAUUGAUGAACCCGAAGUUGCCAAACUAUUGGAACUAUAUUCCAGUGUUCAGAAUGAUUCUAUCGAUGUUUUCAACCAUUUGGUCAGAGUAGAUCCUUUUUUCAAGGAAAUCUUAAAAAAAGAUGCUUAUUUGUCGAAUAAUAUGGAUCUAAUUGUUCAGUUGAUGUACUCUAAAGUGCUUUUGGUUUUGAUAAAACCCUUCAAAAAAUGUUCUUUCUCAUUUUUAUGUGAAUCGCUUCAAACCGAUCAGAAUGUGGUGGAAGAUUUGCUUCUUCGUUUACUUCACCAGGGGAAAAUCUCGGACUUUAGAUGUGAUUUUGAAGAUGGAAUUGUCAUUUUCUAUUCAAAACCUGCUUCGAUAUUACCUGAUUUCAUGGAUAUAAAUGAGAUUUUAAAUCAUUUCAUUGCAUAUCCUGAGGAGCCUUUUAAAUUGUUGAACAAAGAUGAAGUAAAUGAAGUGGAAAUGGAAAACUUUGAUGCCCCUGAAGUGGAGGAACCAGAAAUUGAUGAUGAUGAUGAAUCAGAUGAUGAAAACCCCCUUCGUGUCGACAGUAACCUGGAUUUUGGAAAGAGAGAUGUUUCGAAGAGGUCCAAACAAACUGCCACGAUGCUCAAUGCCACCCCUCUGAUGUUAAAAGUCCUUGGGGAUGCCAUAAAUGUUGAUUCAACCGGAAACAAACCCAGGGUUGCCGAUGCUGAUGUCAUGAGAGCAAUAUCCAGUUGGAUCAAGGUUGUUAAUAGAUGUCUACCAAAGCGAAUAGCUCAAACGCUGUCUCAAAUCGAGCAAGUUGCAUUGGAGCAACAGGAGCAGUUGGAGAAAAACAGAGACAGGAUAUUGGAAUCCUUACGAAUGCCACCGAGGAUUUGA